Molecule: messenger RNA, 2299 nt
Organism: Carlito syrichta (Philippine tarsier)
Lineage: Eukaryota; Metazoa; Chordata; Mammalia; Primates; Tarsiidae
Gene: HINFP
Product: histone H4 transcription factor
Exons: 11
Coding region: 921-1742 (273 amino acids)
Biological process (GO): regulation of transcription by RNA polymerase II; anatomical structure development
Molecular function (GO): DNA-binding transcription factor activity, RNA polymerase II-specific; RNA polymerase II cis-regulatory region sequence-specific DNA binding
Source: RefSeq, a predicted model, not a curated record
UUGGCUAUCAGUCGGGUCUGAGAGCGGUGAUUGGCUGCUCCUGCCCGUCGCUCAAGCGCCCUCCCCGGAGAUGGUCGGGGUGGGACUUGAGCUGGAGAGACCCGGGGUCGACGAACUGGUGAAGGCCAUGCCACCUCCUGGGAAAGUUCCCCGGAAGGACAACCUGUGGCUACAGUGUGAGUGGGCGUCCUGCUCUUUUGUGUGCUCAGCCAUGGAGGAAUUCUUUGAGCACGUCACUCAGCACCUGCAGCAGCACCUGCAUGACUCUGGGGAAGAGGAAGAAGAGGAGGAGGAGGAUGAUCCACUUGAGGAAGACUUCUCCUGCUUGUGGCAGGAGUGUGGCUUUUGUUCUCUGGACAGUUCAUCUGACCUCCUCCGCCAUGUCUACUUUCACUGUUACCACACCAAGCUGAAACAGUGGGGGCUACAGGCCUUGCAAAGCCAGACUGACCUCAGUCCCUGCAUCCUGGACUUCCAGAGCCGGAACGUCAUCCCUGACAUCCCUGACCACUUCCUGUGUCUGUGGGAGCACUGUGAGAGUUCCUUCGACAAUCCUGAGUGGUUUUAUCGGCACGUGGAAGCACACAGCCUGUGCUGUGAAUACCAAGCAGUCGGCAAGGAGAACCAUGUACUGUGUGGCUGGAAAGGCUGUACCUGCACCUUCAAAGAUCGCUGUAAGCUUCGAGAGCACCUCCGCAGCCAUACCCAGGAGAAAGUGGUAGCCUGCCCCACCUGUGGGGGCAUGUUUGCCAACAACACUAAGUUCUUAGAUCACAUCCGUCGCCAGACCUCACUGGAUCAUGAGGAAACUGAGGCUCAGAGAGGUUAAAUCACUUACCUGAGAUCACACAGCUAAGCAGCACUUCCAGUGUUCUUACUGUUCCAAGAGAUUUGCCACGGAGCGGCUAUUGCGAGACCACAUGCGCAACCAUGUGAAUCACUAUAAGUGCCCUCUAUGUGACAUGACCUGCCCGCUGCCUUCCUCUCUCCGCAACCACAUGCGCUUUCGCCACAGUGAGGAUCGGCCCUUUAAAUGUGACUGUUGUGACUACAGCUGCAAGAAUCUGAUCGACCUCCAGAAGCACAUGGAUACCCACAGCAAGGAGCCAGCCUACAGGUGUGACUUUGAGAACUGCAGCUUCAGUGCCCGCUCCCUCUGCUCGGUCAAGUCCCAUUACCGCAAAGUACAUGAAGGAGACUCAGAGCCAAGGUACAGAUGUCAUGUGUGUGACAAAUGCUUCACAAGGGGCAACAACCUCACCGUGCACCUUCGCAAGAAGCACCAGUUUAAGUGGCCGUCAGGGCACCCCCGUUUUCGGUACAAGGAGCAUGAAGACGGCUACAUGCGACUGCAGCUGGUUCGCUAUGAGAGUGUAGAGCUGACACAACAACUACUGCGGCAACCGCAAGAGGGGUCGGACCUGGGAGCGUCCCUGAAUGAGAGCAGCCUGCAGGGCAUCAUUUUAGAAACAGUGCCAGGGGAGCCAGGUACUAAGGAAGACAUGGAAGAGGAAGAGGAGGGUAGGGGCAGCGAGGGGACAGUCCUCUCAGCCUCUCAGGACAACCCCAGCCCUGUCAUCCAUGUGGUGAAUCAGACCAAUGCCCAAGGCCAGCAAGAGAUUGUCUACUACGUGCUGUCUGAAGCUCCAGGAGAGCCCACCCCCGUCCCUGAGCCACCCUCAGGGGAUAUCAUGGAAGAACUUCAAGGAAUAGCUGAGGAGUCAGAAGUCCAGAUGGUGUGAAGCCUGCAGAGCCAGACCAUUCCUACCCCAGACCCCGGGGUUUGAGCCAGGCUGGUGAUGUGCCUCUAGUGGGUAGCCCUUGCCAAUGGAUGCGUCUAGGGGUGGUGCUGAGAACAGUGUGGUCUGCUGUGGCCCAACCCUGCAUCAUUCUGUAGUCUCUAAGGAUUUCUUUUUUCUGCCAGAUUGCAUUUUGUUGGGAGCCUGAGGAGUUUGGAUUCUUUGAGGGGACUCUGGAUGUGUAUGUUCUUGUUAAGGGGGUUAUUAUCAGGCUUAAUUAUGACCCCUAAGACAUGCUAGAUGGUGAUUAAAUCCUUAGUCAACUCACAUCCAUUCCCAUUUAUAGGGGUCCUUAGGCCCAGGGAACAUGUGUGACUGGUCCCUACAAAGGCCCUUUCCUUGUCACCAGCUGAGGCAUUGAGAACCAAGUAAUCAUUUCCCUCUUAAGUUUCUUCUACAACCCCAAGGACUUUAAUGGUUAUCCUCAGGGAUGGGGUUAUUGGCACUGAGUGUGUGUAUAACAAUUGUUUUUGGUAAUAAAAAAAAUGCUUGGGCUGUUA